GUAGGAUCGGUUAAUUAGCCCCACCUUCCCUUUCCUCGUUCUGGUGAAUAGCAAUUGAAGAGGCAAUCAUUAACAGAGCUGUUAUGACUGUGACUUUAUGUAGUACAAGAUGACGAAGCGUCGGUCUUGUUUACAGUGGUAUAAAAAAUGAAUCCAGGACGAUUGAUGGCCGGCACACUGACUACUGGUCUGUAGCUCUCAUCACUACUAACCUGUCAGAACAGAGGUAAUGUGUUUGUCAGAUGUCAGUUUGUAUUUGAUUCAUCAGCACAUCCUGUGUAUUUUAUUAUCGAUCUAGCAUGCUUUGUCCUGCAAUUACGUCAUACAGUUGAUUUAUAAAGGCAAUUUUUAGACAAGGCAAACAAAUUGCUAGAUUUUCUUGGGUGCUCAAUGUAGACGUGGGGAUUACGUUGUUUAAUGACAUUAGUCAAGGUUUUCUAAAAGUAUACUAUAUGGUUUAACCCACUGUAUUAUAUUCAAUCAAUGUUUUCACAUACACAUUGGUUAGGUAGUCUAGUGGUUAGACCGUUGGGCCAGUAACUAAAAGGUUGCUGGAUCGAAUCCCCUGAUCUGACAAGGUAAAAAUCUGUUCUUCUGCCCUUGAGCAAGGCAGUUAACCCACUGUUCCCCGGGCGCUGUGGAUUUUGAUUAAGGCAGCCCCCCGCACCUCUCUGAGUGGUUGGGUUAAAUGCGGAAGACACAUUUCAGUUGAAGGAGUUUAGUUGUACAACUGGCUAGGUAUUCCCCUUCCCCUUACUGCAUGUGUCUAAUUUGUUCAUUUUAACACCUACCUCAGGUAUGACAUUCCCUGUUAUUAUCCCACAUUCGUCAUACUCUUACAAAUGUUGAUUGCGUUACAUUAUGGCAUGCAAUAAACCUGGGUCAUACUACAGCCUUUGAGGUAGUUCAAAUGGGGACAUAUAGCCUAUUGACAACAUCUAAUUAAUGUGUCCCGAUUCACUGCAUUUAAUCCCCAUUGUAAUUUCCCUGUUUGUAGACUGUGUCAUGGCAACAGUUGCCUCAGUCAUUGUUCUCUCACUUUUUGUCUUUCCUCAAGUAUGUAUUGUGUUGAGGCUCUUCACAUUCACAGGUGUGUUGUUAGCUGCCUGCUCUCACCACAUCCAUGCUUUUUUUACCUCUCAGAGGGAAGCAGGUGCUUUGUUUUCCAUCCUAGAGACAGCAGGACCGGAUCUGGGAAAGCGACAACGUAUCCAAGCCUCUUCUUUAAUAUGAGGUGUGAGUCCGGAGUCUGAGGGUGAAAAAGAGGAUCAUUUAAUAGAUCGCUGUUCAUUCAAUACGGCAGCUCUCUGAGAUGAGCUCUGUCUGAGAUGAUGGGGCUUCAGUUCAUCUGAUCAGAAGAUGUUGUUUGUCUGUAGGCAGACUAAGAGGACUGUCGGUGGAUUAUCUUGGCUGUCCGUUUAAGGUGAGACUCAGUGUGUUGUGAUAUGACAUACCUGGUUCACACGGCUCACCCUCAGUUCGUCAGCCUGUGGUUGAGCGCCGUGGGUUGGGUCCUUACCGCGGUGACCCUUGGACUCAUCCAGUGGAGGGUCUGGCACGUGUCCGACUUAACCUUCAUCACCUCAGGAGAGGCCUGGGUCGGGAUCUGGAGGGUGUGUUUCUAUAGCCAUACACUCGUGACCUCUGGGUUCAGGGUCAUGUAUUGUCAGAGUAUGGCGCUGUCUGACUCCUUCACGCCCCCGGAGGUCGCCACGGCCCAGGUGAUCACUCUAAUAGGGCUGGUCGUGGGGUUCUGUGGGAACGCCGCCGCCGUCUACGCCUUCAGGAGCGUCUAUUUCGGCCUGGAGAAGCAGACGCCUAUCCGCUGUGCAUUCGCGGUGGCUGGUACUCUCUGCUUGUUGUCAGCUGUGUGUUUUCUCAUACCUCUCCUGUGGAACCUGAACUCAGUGGUGACCAAUCAAACAAUAGCGUUCCCUUCGAACUUCCACAUGCCCCCUGCACCUGUGACCCAGAACCCGGGGGCAGGUAUCGGGGUCGGGAUCAUAGGGUCGUUUAUGAUAAUCGUCAGUGGAGUUAUCUUCAUCCUCUACAGGUUCCCUGUCAAGAUGGGACCCAGAGUGGAGCCUUCUUGUCCAGAGGCAAGACACUUUGAUGGGUCAAGUGUUGGGACAUUGUCCCCUGGGUCUGUGGGACACAGUAGGGAUAAUCCGAGUAACUCUCAGGCCAGGGACAAUCCUGCCUUCCACUUUGAUGAGCAUUUUUGUGUGAGUUGACCAUAUCCUAUGUUGUAUUUGAAGCGUUGAAGUGACGUGACAUAACAAAGGAAUAGACGUUUGAUGAAACUAUAUGGUUAGUAUGAGAACCCCUCAGAACCUCAGAACAAGUGACAUCAAUAGCCCUCACCUGGGUCAGUCUGUUGUGGAAAGAGCAGGUGUUCUUAAUGUUUUGUAUACUCAGUGUACACCAAUUGAUUCUUGAAGAAUAUCAUUUAUAAAUGCAUCAUGAGCUUAGUUUAACUGUCAUUCCCCAUCAGAACCCCAAAUGUAAGCUUGUUUUACUCCAUUGUUUGUAAACAAUGUAAUUUUAAACAAACACUGUAUAGCGUCAUCGUGGUUAAAACUAUAUUUUCGGUAUCAUGGAUGGAUGGUCACUUUGUUAUUGUUUGAACUGCAGAUUGCACCUUUAAAAUAUGUCAUUACAUUGAUCAUAAAUUGAUUCGUAACAUUAGAGUAGCAGUAAUUGGGAGCAUACACACACACACACACACACACACACACACACAUGCUCUCUUUUGAGGCUGUACUUGCAACACACUUGUCUUUAGUCAUUGCCUUGCAAUCACUCCAAAGGGAGUUUGAAAACAGAUUACAUUAAAUAUGUUUUACAUUUCAUACUUGUAUUGCUGAUGCCAUUGAAUGUGUUUCUUUGUAAAUUAUGCAAAAUUUGUACUGUUGCUGUUUAUUUGAUCAUAUUGAAAAUUUAUUCUUCAACUUUUAAGGGCUCUUGACAUCCAGGUACAAUGUUAUACACAUACACAAUUCAGUCAAAUAGUUGUGAUAAAUCAUGUGAUUA
This is a messenger RNA of Salvelinus fontinalis (brook trout), 3033 nucleotides long. Its product is annotated as claudin-34-like. Gene Ontology annotation, molecular function: structural molecule activity. The record is from RefSeq and is a predicted model, not a curated record. NCBI's taxonomy places the organism in Eukaryota, Metazoa, Chordata, Actinopteri, Salmoniformes, Salmonidae. Gene Ontology annotation, biological process: cell adhesion; bicellular tight junction assembly. Gene Ontology annotation, cellular component: bicellular tight junction; plasma membrane. Bases 1446 to 2234 code for a protein of 262 amino acids. The transcript has a single exon.